Messenger RNA from Dreissena polymorpha, 858 nucleotides. RefSeq lists its product as uncharacterized. The coding region runs from base 1 to 858 and encodes 285 amino acids. Lineage: Eukaryota; Metazoa; Mollusca; Bivalvia; Myida; Dreissenidae. The record is from RefSeq and is a predicted model, not a curated record. The transcript has 3 exons.
AUGGUUCACAUUGAUUUCUCUGAAAAUUAUGCAUGCAAGUACUCAGACGAGAUCCAGUCAAUGCAUUUUGGAGGCUCCAGAAAUCAGCUUUCUCUCCAUACGGGCGUUAUUUAUCUUCGAGAUGAAGUGAUCCCAAUUUGCACUGUGUCCGAUUUUCUGCGGCACGAUCCCGCGGGUAUUUGGGCUCAUCUCACACCCAUUUUGAAAUAUGUCACAGAAGAUAGGAAUCUCACAAGCAUUCAUUUCAUAAGUGAUGGGCCAACUACCCAAUACCGCAAUAAAAAUAACAUUUACUUGUGGGGACAUAAGAUCGCUGAGUACGGCUUCAAGAAAUCUACUUGGAAUUUCCUAGAAGCAGCACAUGGGAAAGGUGCCGCUGAUGGCGUCGGCGCUGCUGUUAAACGUGCAGCCGACCAACAGGUCAUAUUGAAAAAGAAUGACAUAACGUGUGCUAAGGACUUCUUUCAGCUUUUCUCUGGUGGUACAUCUACAUCCACAGUGAAAAUGUUUCUGGUUGAAGAGAAUGAACUCAAGAAAGGUGAUGCUGAAUUACCUAGUGACCUUCGUCCUAUUCCAAGCACAAUGAAAAUCCACCAGAUGAUCAUUGAGGGUCCAGAUUCAUUCGCCACGAGAGUGGUGUCAUGUUUCUGUAAGCAUCCAACAAAGCUACUGUGCGACUGUUAUCAGCCAGAUACUCACCAGUUGCCCCCGAGAAAGUUGCCAGCAGACGAUGAAGGAGAGCAAUUGAAACAAGCUACUGAAGAGACGUCUACGGUUAAGACGUCUAUGGUAGAAAAGGCAAGUUCCAUUCAAAAUUACAUGUGUGUGGCCUUUCUAAAAAUAUGCGUUGUUUACUAA